Orcinus orca (killer whale) is the source of this 5371-nucleotide messenger RNA. It is a transcript of the gene DCLK2, whose product is annotated as doublecortin like kinase 2. Lineage: Eukaryota; Metazoa; Chordata; Mammalia; Artiodactyla; Delphinidae. Gene Ontology annotation, molecular function: ATP binding; protein kinase activity. The transcript has 17 exons. The coding region runs from base 948 to 3089 and encodes 713 amino acids. The record is from RefSeq and is a predicted model, not a curated record. Gene Ontology annotation, biological process: protein phosphorylation; intracellular signal transduction.
GAGCGCGCGCCGCGGCUGCGCCCAUCAGCGCGCGGAGCGGGGUUGGGGCUGUCAGGCGGGCGGGGCCGCCUAGGACCCUGGAGGGGCCGAUCUUCUCGCGCUGUAGAGCCUCCUCUCCCACCUCUCUCCCUCCGGGGUUUGGCAUCCCUCGGGGAGCAAGAAGCCCCCUCCAGCCCUGACAGCGGGCUGGGCAGGCGGUGCGGUCGGGCCCGGGGGCGGAUGCUCGCGGGUGGGCCGGGCCGGCCGGCUGCGGGGGAGGCGGGCUGCGUUAUUUCCCGCUAGGGCCAGACUCCGGGAGGGACUGGCCUGCACCGUCCUCUCGGCCCCAGCCAGCGCGCGCCGCCCCUCGGGCAGGGCCUGGAGGCGAGCGAGGCGGCGGCGCGGCAUUCCGGGCCUCGGGCCGGGCGCGUGAGCGGGCCGGGGUCGGGGCCGGAGCCGGGCCGACGCCCCAGCGGCGCCUCUCCCACGCUCGCGGCCCCUCCCCCUCCCUUCCUUCCUUCCCCUCGGAUCUCCCGGGAGCGGCGGGCGGACGCGAGCCGCGGCGGGCGCCCGAGCUUUGUGCGCGCCCGCGGGUCCGGGGCGAGCUUCGGGCGGCCCAACUUGGCGGCGGCCGGCGGGCUCCCGGGAGGGAGUUGUGAGGCGUGGCCGGGUGGAGGAGGUGCCUGGGGGGGCGUGGGGCUCCCCGGCGAGCGGGAGGGACAGAGCGAGGCGCGCCGGACAAUGAGCUGGGCAGCUCGGCGCUGCGGCCACUUUUAGGGGGGCGCAGGCCGGCCGGCGCCUCCGCGGCUCCACCUGCGAGGAGAGGGCGGGAUGCCAGAGCUGGGUGUCCCGGCGCUCUGAGGCUGCUCGCAGUUAGACGUCCCUGAGCCGGUGCUCGCCUUGACCCUGGGCUACCUGCAGGCUUUGGCUGGGACGUGUUUCGUGGGAGCGCCCCUGGAGCAGCCGUGAUGGCCAGCACCAGGAGUAUCGAGCUGGAACACUUUGAGGAACGGGACAAAAGGCCGCGGCCGGGGUCGCGGAGAGGGGCGCCCAGCUCCUCCGGGGGCAGCAGCAGCUCCGGCCCCAAGGGGAACGGGCUCAUCCCCAGCCCGGCGCACAGUGCCCACUGCAGCUUCUACCGUACGCGGACCCUGCAGGCCCUGAGCUCGGAGAAGAAGGCCAAGAAGGCGCGCUUCUACCGGAAUGGGGACCGCUACUUCAAGGGCCUGGUGUUUGCCAUCUCCGGCGACCGCUUCCGGUCCUUCGAUGCGCUGCUUAUGGAGCUCACCCGCUCCCUGUCGGACAACGUGAACCUGCCCCAGGGUGUCCGCACCAUCUACACCAUCGACGGCAGCCGGAAGGUCACCAGCCUGGACGAGCUGCUGGAAGGUGAGAGUUACGUGUGUGCGUCGAAUGAACCAUUUCGUAAAGUUGAUUACACCAAAAACAUUAAUCCAAACUGGUCUGUGAACAUCAAGGGUGGGACCACCCGAGCCGUGGCUGCCCCCUCCUCAGUGAAGAGUGAAGUGAAGGAAAGUAAAGAUUUCAUCAAACCCAAAUUAGUGACUGUGAUUCGAAGUGGAGUGAAGCCUAGAAAAGCAGUGCGGAUCCUUCUGAAUAAGAAGACUGCUCAUUCCUUCGAACAGGUCUUAACAGAUAUCACCGAAGCCAUUAAACUGGACUCAGGAGUGGUGAAGAGGCUCUGCACGCUGGACGGGAAGCAGGUUACUUGUCUGCAAGACUUUUUUGGUGAUGAUGAUGUUUUUAUUGCAUGUGGACCUGAAAAAUUCCGUUACGCCCAAGAUGACUUUGUCCUGGAUCACAGUGAAUGCCGCGUCUUGAAGUCAUCUUAUUCUCGCUCCUCAGCUGUUAAGUAUUCUGGAUCCAAGAGCCCUGGGCCUUCUCGACGCAGCAAAUCACCAGCUUCAGUAAAGAGGGGUGGCCACUACUCCAGGGCCUACUCUACGGCCAAAUCCCCAGUUAAUGGAACUCCCAGCAGCCAGCUUUCCACUCCUAAAUCUACGAAAUCCUCCAGUUCCUCUCCAACUAGCCCAGGAAGUUUCAGAGGAUUAAAGCAGAUUUCUGCACAUGGCCGAUCUUCUUCCAAUGUAAAUGGCGGGCCUGAACUUGAUCGUUGCAUGAGUCCUGAAGGUGUGAAUGGAAACAGGUGCUCUGAAUCGUCACCUCUUCUUGAGAAGUACAAAAUCGGGAAGGUUAUUGGUGAUGGCAACUUUGCAGUAGUCAAAGAGUGCAUGGACAGGUCCACAGGAAAGGAGUUUGCCCUAAAGAUUAUUGACAAAGCCAAAUGUUGUGGAAAGGAGCAUCUGAUUGAGAACGAAGUGUCGAUACUGCGCAGAGUGAAACAUCCCAAUAUCAUCAUGCUGGUUGAGGAGAUGGAAACAGCUACUGAGCUUUUUCUGGUGAUGGAAUUGGUCAAAGGUGGAGAUCUCUUUGAUGCAAUUACUUCUUCAACCAAGUACACUGAGAGAGAUGGCAGUGCCAUGGUGUACAACCUGGCCAACGCCCUCAGGUACCUCCAUGCCCUCAGCAUUGUGCACAGAGACAUCAAGCCAGAGAACCUCUUGGUGUGUGAAUAUCCUGAUGGGACCAAGUCUUUGAAACUGGGAGACUUCGGGCUGGCCACUGUGGUAGAAGGCCCUUUAUACACAGUCUGUGGCACCCCGACUUAUGUGGCCCCAGAAAUCAUUGCUGAAACCGGCUAUGGCCUGAAGGUGGACAUUUGGGCAGCUGGCGUGAUCACGUACAUACUGCUCUGUGGAUUCCCACCCUUCCGAAGUGAGAACAAUCUCCAGGAAGAUCUCUUCGACCAGAUCUUGGCUGGGAAGCUAGAGUUUCCGGCCCCCUACUGGGACAACAUCACAGACUCCGCCAAGGAAUUAAUCAGUCAAAUGCUUCAGGUAAACGUUGAAGCGCGGUGCACUGCGGGACAGAUCCUGAGUCACCCCUGGGUAUCAGACGAUGCCUCCCAGGAGAAUAAUAUGCAGGCUGAAGUAACAGGUAAACUCAAACAGCACUUUAAUAACGCGCUCCCCAAACAGAACAGCACCACCACCGGGGUCUCCGUUAUCAUGUUUGAUUUGACAGUUUGAGAGACACUUCAGAGUUUCACUCUGUACCCCGUUGAGACUCUGGGGACCCCGGAGCAGAAUUCUGGUAUUCAACAUGCUAUGCUUCAUCAGAGCCGCCUCUAAUUGUCACCCCUCUUAAAUCUGCAUGCUUCUCUUGGACUUUGACACCAGCAUCCAGCUCUCAGCUCCUCAUGGGUGCAGGUCUCCUGUACCUACUGACACCCGUUUCAGCCAAACGCAGCCUUGGAAACUUUACUUAAAACUUCUCGCCUUGCCACGUUGCCUUCCUUCCCAGACCAAAAGCUGGCGAGUGCACGGGAGGAGAACUCCAGUCGUUCUCCUGCUAAAGGCUGUUUUUCACUUAGGUGAAAAAGCACCUUUUUGUGAAUGAGAGCAUAAGAUGGGGACCUUUGUGAAGGCUUUUGUUCUCUUUCUGCAAAUACAUUUCCAAAGAUGCAUUUUUAGCAGUAAGACAGUGUAGGGUCAGCUAGGCUUUGGGAUAGGAGAACACUAUUGGAUAGGAUUUUGGUUUAAGACGGGCCUGUGGUUUCAGAAUGCACUUGCAUUUGCUCUGGCUUAUCCUUAGAUGCUUAAGAAAGGACCGUGCACCUGCAGAGGGGGCUCACCACCUCGCCCAGAAGAGGCCAUCUCGUGGUGGGAAAGGGAAUGAUAAGAAACCCCUUCUCGCUGCAUUUUGCAGCCUUGUAGCUGACCGGAGAAAGGAUGGAUUCAAAAAGAGUGCUUCCCCACUCGGGGAUUAUGCUUCUUUCAGGGGGGAAGUUGGGAAGGAUUUGGGCUUAAGAUAGACAAAACUGUUUCGACUGUGUUGCUUCUGUUGAAAGUAAGUCUAGUUUCUGUCCCCGCUUCUCUCCUCGCCCCUCUUGCCUCUCACGCCGCCUGCAUUGCUUUCCUCUGACUAGGUCCCAGGCGAUGGUAUGUACUAACUGCACAGCAGUGCUUCCUUCCGCUGCACACAUGCGUCUUCUUGACGGGAAGGGAAGAGGAGAAAUAACUGCGGGACUGUUGCUUUCUUCUACCCAGGGGAAGUUUUAUGGUAGAAAAAAGUGAAUGCCACCUCUCCCCGCUUUCAGUGUUUUCACUGAGGGGUGGCCUGGCCUCUGCUCAUACUGGGAGCUUGGAAGCUUGUUAAAGAGUGAUGCUGAGUUUCUGAUUUGGCUUGUCCACAGUUACCUCUUCUCCAGGUAACGGAAAUUGUCCUUGGCAAUCCCUGAGCGUUCAGCCCGAGCUGGGAAGGGCCUGUGGAGAGCACCUGUCUUCCAGUUGACACCAAGUGCCCCAAAGGCAGCCGCCCAAGUCUGUCCUAGGAAGCCCCAUUGUUCAUAUUUUCUCCAGACUUUUUUUUUCCUUCCAGUAAGAGUACUGGAAGAAUCAGUGAUGCAUUUCCCCCUCAAGGUGGUUAGACCACAAAAGGACUUCUGGUCCACGUGCCUUGUAGCUAAAGGUGCCUGAGAACUGAAAGCUCCCCAUGAUUGGAAAACCCAGUGCGAGGGCCGCUGGCCGGGCCUGCCUGGCCAAGCAGAAGUCCGCAAGCCCACUCAGAGAAGGAGGAAGGCAGGUCAGGGCCAACCUCCCAGGCUAGGGUCAGGAGGUAAGACGACUUCUGCGCCCCUGGAGCAGGGGAGCAGGUUAAAGCCCUUGGGGGUGUGACAGGAUAAGACACCCGCACAAAGAAGAGAAGAGCAGGGAGGAGAUGGAGGAUGGAAAGAUGGGUAAUGCAGCACCAUCGAUUCCCAGGGCUUCCAUAGGUUACGGGGCACCGGUGUGAUGCAGGGGUGGGAGGUACUUACUAUAGAUGACCUGUGAGUACUCUUCGAAUCCCCGACGGGGAACCUUUAGAAGAGUUAGCUGUCAGGGACCUCGCAUUCUUAUGGGGUUUGCUUCUUGUCCAGGACUCUUCUGGGCUCAGGGGCGUGGGGAGAAGCGCCCCGAACCCAGGCAGCUGGGAGCCGGAGCCGGGGAGGAUCUGCCCAGGCCGCGUCCAGGGCAGUAGGAGCAGAGGCCGCGGCGCCGGGGACGGGCUGGCCCUUGGGCUGCCAUCGGGGGCAGCCGGGCGUUACUUCUCCUCUACUGUUCCCGCCGUGCAUGCUCUGCGCGCCCUGCUCGCGGUGCCGGGACCGAGGCGGCGGGCUAACUGUCUCCUGAUCUCUUCUCAGAACACGGCUCUAGAUAAGGAGGGCCAGAUCUUCGGCAGCAAGCUCGGCGCGGACGGCAGCCGGCCCGGCCUGGAGCCCGCUGCCCCGGAGCCCUCUGCGUCCCCCGAGUCGCCCCCGCGCUCUCCUGCC